Molecule: messenger RNA, 525 nt
Organism: Panicum virgatum (switchgrass)
Lineage: Eukaryota; Viridiplantae; Streptophyta; Magnoliopsida; Poales; Poaceae
Exons: 2
Coding region: 1-525 (174 amino acids)
Biological process (GO): DNA integration
Molecular function (GO): nucleic acid binding
Source: RefSeq, a predicted model, not a curated record
AUGGUCGGGCCACUGCAGAAGGCACCAGGAGGGUUCAUCCACCUACUUGUCGCAAUCGACAAGUUCACCAAAUGGAUAGAGGCAAAGCCGAUCACCACAAUCGAUUCCAAGGAGGCCGUCAAGUUCUUUCUGGACAUCGUCUACAAGUUCGACGUACCCAAUUCCAUCAUCACCGACAACGGAACCAACUUCACGGGCCACCACUUCCAAGAAUUUGCGGAAGAACUGCCAGCAGUGCUCUGGAGCUUGCGAACCACACCUAACCGGUCGACGGGGCUGACACCUUUCUUCCUGACAUACGGCUCUGAGGCCGUGCUCCCUUCCGACCUGGACUACGGCGCCCCGAGAGUCAAGGCGUUUGACCCAGAAACGGCGGCUGAAGCACAAAGGGACGCCAUGGAAUUGUUAGAGGAAGCGAUGUUAGCAACGUUACACCGCUCGGCCCGUUACCAACAAGCUUUGCGUAGGUACCACGAGAGACGCAUACGGGAGAGGACGCUGCAGGUCGGAGAUCUGGUCUUGUGA